AUGUGUGUCGAACGACUAGAGCAGAUUCUCAGGGAAAGGGAGCCUCCGUGCACCCCAACCCCGAGAUAUGAGUGGCCUACUAAGCUCUUAAUGCGUCCGCAGUCCCAAGCCGUUGAAGUGAAGAUGGUGAAGCUACAAGAGAAGCCGAAACCGUUGGAUAUGGCACUCAAGUCCAUCGGGAAUUCAGCGGUCGUCAUGAACACGCCGCGAGAGGCCCCGAAGAACCUGAGACUCGUCCCGGGCCCUCCAGAAGUCAAGACCCUGGAUCCAGAGUGUGUUGCUAAUGUCGCGGAUAAUGAUCCGGUUCCUGAACCGCCAGUGGAAAUCCAGCCACAGACGAACUGCUCGACACCGGUCCAAAGACUGGAAGCAGAAUAUGCUAGGGUGAUGCGAGUCUCUGCUGAAGAGCCGGAUCUGGAACCUGCCUUACGAGACCAACUUAUCAUGCUCCCCGCAAUUGAGGAACUGACCCCAGAAUGUAACAUCGACGAAGCUAAUGUCGGAGUUCCGGGGGUCACAACUCUAGAGAUGGAAGCAAAGAUGAGAAACGCCAUCUUGUUAAAAGCGGAGCUCAUUGAGCAUUCAGAGUCCGAGUGGUCAUCCCCUAAUGUGAUUGUGCUGAAGAAAAACGGCAUAGACAUCCGGAUGUGUAUUGACUACCGACUCCUGAAUUUGCUCAUAAAGCUAUCCCGCUAUCCUCUACCUUUGAUCGAUGAUCUGCUGGUAGAUUUCAAAUCCGCGAUGUGGUUUAUGAGUCUCGACAUGGCAAGUGGAUUCUGGGCGUUGCGUAUGACUGACCGUGCGAGGUUGAUCUCUGCAUUCGUCUGUCCGUUCGGCCCCUUUCAAUGGCUCAGAAUGACUUUUCGAUUGAAGAAUGCAACAUUAAUUUAUCAGAGCAUUAUCAACAACUGCCUGUGGUGA
This is a messenger RNA of Phytophthora megakarya, 921 nucleotides long. The record is from the annotation of a GenBank genome assembly. NCBI's taxonomy places the organism in Eukaryota, Oomycota, Peronosporomycetes, Peronosporales, Peronosporaceae.